GUAGGGUGAAGUUUGAAGCUGUAGAUAAUGAUAAUAAUUGUAUAGUGAUAUUAGAUUCCACAAUGGGAUGUAGUGGUGUUGAUAUGAAAAGGUCUGACAGUGAAUUAGAUGUUGUGUACUCAGAGUAUGAUUUUAAUG
This is a messenger RNA of Ambispora leptoticha, 138 nucleotides long. The record is from the annotation of a GenBank genome assembly. NCBI's taxonomy places the organism in Eukaryota, Fungi, Glomeromycota, Glomeromycetes, Archaeosporales, Ambisporaceae.